This is a messenger RNA of Biomphalaria glabrata, 3423 nucleotides long. RefSeq lists its product as uncharacterized. The transcript is spliced from 31 exons. Lineage: Eukaryota; Metazoa; Mollusca; Gastropoda; Planorbidae. The record is from RefSeq and is a predicted model, not a curated record. Bases 92 to 3025 code for a protein of 977 amino acids.
GGGCAUCGCUGUGGAUAUGAGAUACUAGAUAAGGAAACUAAACAAUUAAUGUUAUUUUAAAGUGAAGUUUGACCCUGUAUUUGGUCAAGAGAUGGUACAUCCGUGCUAUUUAGGACUAAACAUUUUAAGCCAUGUGUUACUAACCAUUUUUAUAACUGAACAGACAGUUCUUGCAGCUCCGGAGCCGGAACCAAUAGGAGUGUCUAAUUUUGGGAAAAGAUUUGUCGUGGCCUUGCCUGGACAAAAGGGUCAGCGGAGAUUAUUUGUCAACUUUGUCUUGUUUACCCUGGAAUAUGGUAAUUUUAAUGUCACAUUAUCUACCAAAUGGUCGAACCAGAGUACGGACUAUAACUAUACCAUUACUAAUGGAAGACCAGCUCAAGCAAGACUCAGUCAUGAAUUCGUUGGGUUUGAAAAGUACGGGCAAAAGGGCAAUAGCUAUGCGCUGCAAGCAAACUUCAGAUUCUCAUGCCAGGUUUUUCUGGAGAAUAAAGCUCACUUCAAUAUUUCGGCUCAUUUCUUGGCAUUGCCCAUGGAGGGAUGGGGACAAUGGUAUCUCCUGUUGACAACAAACUCUAAUCCUUCCGUUCAAGUUGUCAACGGUCUCUCAGAGCAAAGGGUUCAAAUAUUGGCUCCUAUAAGAGAACAAUCAGUUUUACGUAAUUUCGGAUACCAAAGAGAGGCGUAUGGAUUUUAUUUAUUAAGUGAAGAAUCCUGGAGCUUACAGCUAUGCACUGGGAAACUCCGGAAUUCAUCUUUCUCAGGAUACAAGCUUAAGGGGACUAGCCCGUAUGGCGUCAUUACCGGAAGUUGUUUUGAUGAAGAGCUAUAUCUCGCUUCAGACCCAGGCUGUAGACCAGACAUUAACUUAGACAUGCUGUUUCCCAUCUCGGAGUACGCCACGAAAUUCAUUGUUACCAAGCCUGUGAAAUUCGAGGGGCACCUGAAGAUCGUUGUCGCCAAAGCGAAAACUCAAAUCUCAAUCGACGGUCUAACGAUCAGCAAGAACUUCACUUCGCAGCGCGAUCUAGAGUUGAUAAGUUUUGAGAAGGAGAACAUGGUGGGACCACAUUUCAUUAUGUCGACAGGAGCGAUAACUGUUGCCUUCUUCGUCAUCACAUCUUGCAAGUCUAAUAGUUACGUAGAGAUUGCGUCCACCAUCUUUGUACCUACUGGACUGUACAUGGACAACUAUUACUGGACAAUCUACAAAGAAGAAACCAUGAAGAAUUACUUACUAAUGAUAGCAAGAACUGGGGAUUUAGAAUUUGUUUACAUCAAUGGCUAUCAGAUGGAAAGUUCAGCCAAAAACGUCUGCACUUUGUUAAACUACACAUCGUACCAGAGUAAAGAUAGGUCCAAACGGAAGGCUGGAAUGUGGUUAAGUUUGGACUACCAGCUACUGUUAGACGGCUACCAUCAACUGUACAACAAGAACGGUCUAAGACUUUCAGUAUUCCUCUAUGGUCAAAGAGAUAGGGCGACGUAUAUCUAUCCAGCUGGGUUCAUAGUCCCGCCCAAAAGUCUGAGCACUUGCGGAGAUACUACUUCCGGUCAUACAGAAGGUGACCUCAUUGACAAUGACUGCGAUGGCUACAUUGACGAGGAGGAGCGUGACCAUGAAGAUAACGAUGGCGAUGACAGAAUAGACGAAGAUAAAGGCAAAUCUCCACUCACGAACGGACUUUGGGCGGAUUGGAAAGGUUGGCAGUGUGAAAGUACUUUCGCGACAACCGCACAUAGAAACAGAUACUGUGAUGACCCACCACCAUACAACGGAGGUAUGCCUUGCUCCGGCUCUGACGUGGAUGUAUUGAGUAAUAUUAAUUGUACCAAUAUCGAAUCUGCUGUUAUAGUGAAUCCUAGUCGGCUCAUCGAGGCUAUACACUGCCACCUACGCCCUGACAGGGUAAUCACAGCUUACAUUGAAUGGAGCUGUUAUGACCUGAGGGAUUACGGCAACCUAAAAUGUCAAAGUCACCCACCGCUUUAUUUGAUAAAUAAGGAUUGCUUCACUUGUAGCGAUAUACUGCGUCGUCAAUUUAACUGGCUCCGUUAUAGUGACAGCGAUGUCUACGGGAAUACGAUUCAUUCAACCGCACGAAGGACAGAGCCACACACUAUCGAUGGAAAGUUUUGUCAAAGUGAUGAUCCAGCCAUUUACAGAAACCAAACCUGCUAUAUCUGUCAUGACUAUUUCUAUACUGCUGAGGCAUUCAGGUUGGCAAUACCCAUGACUACUACCAUUUCUACUAGAACUACUACGACUACAACAAAGACCAGCUCAGUGACCACACUACUGACCCCUAAACAAUCUCAAAAAACAAGCAACAUGACAACGUCACCAUCUACAAGCAGUACUACAGCACCUAGAACAACAGAAAUUACUUUGCCCAAACAGAAUGUCACUAGAGUAACAGCAAAACUUUUGACGGAGGCUAAACUACUUUAUGGCUUCUGGGGGGACUGGUCUGCUUGGAGUUGCUUGCCGAACUGCUCUGUAAGAAAUAUAGUCCGUACAAGACCUUGUCUUGAUCCACCACUAGGUCCGCGUGAUUUUAAUUGUCCAGGAUUCGCCUACCAGCUCGGGGACAAGACAUCUUGCAAUGAACAGUGCGCCACAAACUGCUCUAAAGGUUGGUGGGGCUUCAAUUGCUCCAAGUCUUGCAUCAACUGUGAAACCGCAUGUGACAAAGACACAGGCAGCUGCGCGGUGUGUAUCCCAGGAUACCGUUACCCCAGCACAGCAUGCGAUCAAGAGUGCGCUCCCUUUACUUUCGGUCGUGGUUGUUCGGGAGACUGCAGCUCCAUCUGUCGUGGGAAAGACUGUAUUGAUAGAAGGCUUGGCACUUGCCCUGCUGAGACACAUGACUGGAAAUCAAAGAUUUGGUAUUUCAUUUUUGUAGUCUGUAUCAUCUUAACGGUUGCCCUCUGCAAGUUGAGUGGCAGACGUCCACCGCAGAAGUACGCAACGGAAGAGGACGCUGUGAUCAAUGAAGGCCGUGAAGUGUUUGACGGUCUUUAACCUCCGCCUGGACUGAUGGAGCUACCACCUUACUAGGGCAUACUGACAUCUAGGAUAGACCAGAGACCUCUGACUUUUGAAAGAACAGAGCUCAAGCGUUGUUGACACAGUCAAUGUCACAGUCAAUGACACAGUCAAUGGUUCUGAUCGAUAGUGUUAAUAAGAAAAUGCACUCCUGAUUUGUCAUCGCCGCAAUCCCAUAAAUCAUUGUGAUAAUCACCAAUCGCCAAGAUGACAUGUUGUAUCUAUUUAAUGACAUUUCUUUGAGAUGCCUUAUUGAUACUUGUAAUAUUUCAUGAGUACACAUUAAGGCAUUUGACAUGUUUUUUUGAUGUGUUUAAAUAGUGUAUGGUCAUUUUGUUCUAUUAAUAACUUUAAUAAUAAAGUGUAGUUGUUUU